This is a messenger RNA of Zychaea mexicana, 1690 nucleotides long. RefSeq lists its product as uncharacterized. The coding region runs from base 339 to 1601 and encodes 420 amino acids. The record is from RefSeq and is a predicted model, not a curated record. Gene Ontology annotation, molecular function: phosphatidylinositol-3-phosphate binding. The transcript has 7 exons. Gene Ontology annotation, biological process: intracellular protein transport; retrograde transport, endosome to Golgi. Gene Ontology annotation, cellular component: endosome; retromer, tubulation complex. Lineage: Eukaryota; Fungi; Mucoromycota; Mucoromycetes; Mucorales; Lichtheimiaceae.
CUUUUCCGGAAAACAAUGCCAGUUGGUUCCACCCACUCACCCACUCACCACCUGAGCAGAGGUGAAGUAGAAAGAGUGUAGUUAAAGAAACCCAUUCUGGUGUUUUUAUUUUCUUCUCCUUUGUUCUUUUUCUUCUUUUUCUUUUCUUUAUAUAACUCGUUUCCCUCUUCCUCUCUCUCUCUCUUUCUCUUAAUCUCUUGUAACACACACACACACACGGAAACCCCUGAGAGAGGUUCUCUGCCCGUUUCGACUCAAUCGUUUUUCCACUCGAUCAGUAGAAGAGCAGUAAAACGGAAAGAAGUGUGAGAAGGGAAAGACGAAGAAGAAGUUACACCAUGUCACUCGAGGGCUGGCACCAAGAUGAGUUAACUACUACCACUACCACCACUACAAGCCAUCAACCAUUCCCUCAAUUGUACCUCCAGAUCACUACUGUCGAUUACAAUCGCACAGAUCCGGUCUUUUGGAUACAGGCUCUUACAACGCUUGUCAAGUAUAGACAUAAACAACGACGUAUUCCUCGAUAUUACAGCGAACUCGAGAAACUUUACGGCCACCUGACUGCAACACUUGACGACGUGUAUAUACCCGUUCUUCCCAUCUGCCCGAGAGCAAAGUAUGACAAACAAAAACGGAUGCUUAGUCGGCAUUGGUGGGUCGAACUUGUCAGUGGCAACGAAAAUAACAACAACUACGACGACGACGAGGACGAUGAUCAUGAUCAUGAUGGGCGGCGACAGAAUGGAUUACCUAAUCCCGAUAUCAAAAUACAACAUUGGCUCGAUCGAAUAGCAAGCCAUGAAAGGAUCCAGCAAAGUGAAGGAUUACGUGAGUUUGUCGAGAGUGAUGUCGGGUUCCGACCACAGUUGAACAAGAAAAAGACAUCAAAAUCCAAACGACGACAUAGUGCUACGAUACGCAACGAGGAUCUUGAACCCGAAUUUUGGCUACUCAGUGAACAGAUCGAUGCAUUUCGCCUUUACCUUGGUCACUUGCAGCCUUGUUUAUCUCGAGUAGCCCGUGAGCAAAAAGGCAGCGCACAAGCAUGGAUGGAAUUGGCUUCAAUGUGGAUAACAUAUGGUGGUAUGGAGCGACAUCCAGAACUCUUUGUCAUUUAUAAGUAUAUCGUCAAAGCCUGUCAACAGGUACACAGCAUUGAGCUAUUGCAGGAAAUUUCGUUGAAUGAAACAUUAGGGGAAGAAGUAGACUAUCAAAUCAAAAACGCAAUGAACGCACAAGGGAUCAUGACGCGACGGUUGUCGGCACUCUCGGACUAUUUUGCAAGUCGGAAGCGGACAGAGUCAAGUCUGCGCAACGUCGAACGGCUCAAAUCUUCGUCCAACAUAGAUCGUGAUCAAGCAAAUGACGCUAUUGCUGAGCUGGAAUACGCUCGACUCGUUGAGCAUGACGCAUUGCAGCGCUACGAGCGUGUUGAUAGUCACUAUGACGAAGAUCUUGAAAAACGUUAUAAGCCCCAAACUGCGAAUGACAUGAUAACUUCCAUCCGCGACUACGCCAAAAGCCAACUGAUUCUUGAAAGACAAAAGCUAGCUGCUUGGCAAAGCAUGCUCACCCGUAUAAAGCAUCCAUCAUCAUAAUAAAAAACCUAUUUGUAUAGUUGUUAAAAUACUACGUAAUGAUACUAAUAAAAAGAACUUUUCCUCUCUCCGCUAAACUAGUGCAUUAA